AUGGCUCUCAUCCGCAACUGGUUCCAUGAACUGGGGAGCUGGCGUCUUGUUUAUUGGCAUCUCUGGGGCACGGUCAACUUAGCUCCCUGCUCUCAAUGUGGCCAAAACUUUCAGUUGAUAGAGUGGGCCAAUCACUGCUCUUACCAUCCGAGCAUCACAGUCGCCUCAGAAGGGAUUAUUGGUCCAGGUAAGGAGGGAAGUUGCACUAAAACCCAAAGAACGCCUGUACACAGUAAGCGAUUAAAAGUAGAAGAAGAAAAGCCAAUUUGCGAUAUCUUUGCGGGUCACACUUAUCACUUAACACAGUUCCCAAGCCAUGACUAG
This is a messenger RNA of Protopolystoma xenopodis, 324 nucleotides long. The record is from the annotation of a GenBank genome assembly. NCBI's taxonomy places the organism in Eukaryota, Metazoa, Platyhelminthes, Monogenea, Polystomatidea, Polystomatidae.